GGGAAACAAAAGAGCCCGAAUGUGCAACGGUAAGUUUUCAUUCAUAAAAAGACCGGCAAAAUUUAUCAAUGAACGAAAACGCGCACUUUUGCAACUAGCUACUCGUCCGGUGUAGACGUGCUUCUUUGUACCAUUCGUUCGUCCGUGUUCGUGUGUGUCCGUGCGUGUCCAGUGCCCUUUGUCUUUUUGUUAAUUUAAAAGAAUCAGCUUUUAAAGCCAUUUAAAGGGCCAUCAAAGAAAAGUUGUUUUUCAGAGUUUUUAGAAGUUGGUUUUAAUUUGUUCCAAAAAAUGUACACCAUACGCGAGGAAACGUUCGAGCUGGUGAAGGAGGUGGUGCUCAGUGAGGAGGAUCCAUCCGCAUGCGGUGCGCUGGUGCCAUCGAAGCUUACAAGCCAUAUAGUGUGGAAAGACCACCGAAUGGUGGAUUCCGUGAAUGAAAUGUUGGCUGAGCUCAGAUUGACGGACGAUCUUUCCAAGCUUCUGUUUGCACACUCGGCGGCGUCUGGCGCGACUUUUGCCCCUGAAUUGUCACCAACCGAUUCAGAUGGGUCGAGCAGUUACUCGCUCUUCAGCAGUGGCUCUUCCGAGCUGGAUAACGAAAACAUGAGGAUGGUGUGGAACGAGCUGGCCAGCGAUGAUGCCCAACAGGACGGGUGCGAAUUCUGCACAAUCGAGCCGAGUGAUAGACAAUUCUAUGUCAAGCAUCAGACUUAUGUGAACGGAAAGCUCUGCUGUCCUGUACUGACGGCUUGGGAAAUAUCUCAACGUGACACAGCGGCUAAAAAAAUUGCCAUUAAAGAGUAUGGGUUGUGUUUUAAAACCACCAAACAGCAAAAGUGCAGCAAGAACUGAAAACCUCGAAAUUGUACUUUUUUUUUCUAGAUUCCGACAUUUUUAUAUUCAUUAUUUUAUUUCACAUACGGCUGUUGGUUAGUCAAAGGUUCUAACUUUUGUAGGAUUAGGCAUUUUUUAUUGUACUUAGCCAAAUGCAACACCAUGUUCCUUAUUUAUUUUAAAAAUUUCUCACAAUGUUCGUACAAUUGAACCAAUCGAUAAUUGCUAGGCCAUGUUUUAAAUAUUCACUCGUAAUUUAAUGAUCCUACACCACUAUGAAUUAAAACGUAUGAAAUGAAUUAUAUAUUUAAAAGUAACAGAAGCCUUCUUUACAGUACAAACUGCAAAUACAAACUAACAAGAUUAGGGUAGUUUAAGGAUGAUAGAAAGGGCAAACUAGUUAGAUAGGGAUUUUUAACGAUAUUGUUAUAUGAUAUUGAAGGUGAUGGUGUUGGAGAAGAGCAAACAAUCAAAUUCGAUACAUUAGUUUUCAAGACAUUAAUACGUAUCAUAAAAUGGAAAUUAUAAAUCAAUCGCUACAAUUACAAAACAAAGGUAUUAUAAUUGUUUCAUAACCCAGAUACAUGAUUAGAACAAACGAUUCAAAGAAAAAAGUAUAGUAAAAAAGUAAAAGAUUAGAAAAGGGUAUUAUAUAGAGGUCUUUAGAAUUGUAAAAUGGUACAGGAUGAAAAGAGCAUCCUUCUGUCAUGAGCGAUAUAAUCAACAAUCAAAAUAUAGUAGAUUAAAAUCAGUUUUCUUAUGUAAGUAAACCAAUUUUGUAACACUUUUCAACAAGGAUAACAUGUUUUUUUAAUUGUAAACGUUAAAGUUGUUGUUUUUGUAUUAUUAUUUACCUCUCUCAACCAUUUAAGGCAAGUGAUUUCUUGAUGGACGCUUGCAAAUUGAAGAAGAGAAAAAAAACACACACACACGUAAACUGCA
Messenger RNA from Anopheles merus, 1776 nucleotides. RefSeq lists its product as uncharacterized. The transcript is spliced from 3 exons. NCBI's taxonomy places the organism in Eukaryota, Metazoa, Arthropoda, Insecta, Diptera, Culicidae. Bases 289 to 852 code for a protein of 187 amino acids. The record is from RefSeq and is a predicted model, not a curated record.